This is a messenger RNA of Ricinus communis (castor bean), 2212 nucleotides long. Its product is annotated as T-complex protein 1 subunit theta. Gene Ontology annotation, cellular component: chaperonin-containing T-complex. The transcript is spliced from 13 exons. Gene Ontology annotation, molecular function: ATP-dependent protein folding chaperone; ATP binding; ATP hydrolysis activity. The coding region runs from base 192 to 1832 and encodes 546 amino acids. The record is from RefSeq and is a predicted model, not a curated record. Lineage: Eukaryota; Viridiplantae; Streptophyta; Magnoliopsida; Malpighiales; Euphorbiaceae. Gene Ontology annotation, biological process: protein folding.
AGAUAGCAGAGGCAGAGUUCAAAUUUCUAGGGCGUUCUGGCUUAAAACAUUUUAGCUUAUGCACUGAUAGCUCCGCGAGAGUGACUAAUUUUCUAGGGUUUUUCUCUGUACUACUGCAACUGCAACGACAAAGAAGAAAAGAAAUACAAGCGUGAACAAGUUGUUUAGAGUUCAAAAAGGAAAAACAGAGAAUGGGGUUCUCAAUGCAGCCAUAUGGAAUACAAGGAAUGCUAAAAGAAGGACACAAACAUCUCUCCGGUCUCGACGAAGCUGUUCUCAAAAACAUCGAUGCUUGCAAACAGCUUUCCUCUAUCACUCGCACCUCUCUUGGCCCUAAUGGUAUGAAUAAGAUGGUUAUUAAUCAUUUGGACAAGCUUUUUGUCACCAAUGAUGCUGCUACUAUUGUUAAUGAACUCGAGGUUCAACAUCCUGCUGCUAAAAUUUUAGUCCUAGCUGGUAAGGCUCAGCAAGAGGAGAUUGGUGAUGGUGCUAAUUUGACUAUUUCUUUUGCUGGUGAGUUACUUCAAAAUGCCGAGGAGCUUAUCCGGAUGGGCUUGCAUCCCAGUGAGAUUAUCAGUGGUUACAACAAAGGCAUCAACAAGACGAUUGAAAUCUUGGAUGAACUGGUAGAGGAAGGUUCUGAAACAAUGGAUGUAAGAAAUAAGGAGCAGGUUAUUUUUCGGAUGAGGGCUGCUGUCGCCAGUAAGCAAUUUGGUCAAGAAGACAUUCUAUGCAAUCUUAUUUCUGACGCAUGCAUCCAAGUAUGUCCCAAGAACCCAGUAAACUUUAAUGUGGAUAAUGUUCGGGUAGCAAAGCUUGUUGGGGGAGGUCUGCAUAAUUCUACAAUUGUUCGUGGAAUGGUAUUGAAGAGCGACGCAGUUGGUACUAUAAAGAGAGUGGAGAAGGCAAAGGUUGCUGUAUUUGUUGGUGGUGUUGACACCUCAGCAACUGAAACCAAAGGGACUGUCCUAAUUCGCUCUGCCGAGCAGCUAGAGAAUUAUGCAAAAACUGAAGAAGCUAAAAUUGAGGAGCUCAUUAAAUCAGUUGCAGAUUCUGGUGUGAAAGUAAUUGUUAGUGGAGCAGCUGUUGGAGAAAUGGCACUGCAUUUUUGUGAACGCUACAAGCUGAUGGUUCUGAAGAUUAGCUCAAAGUUUGAAUUGAGAAGAUUUUGCCGCACCACUGGUGCUGUUGCUAUUUUGAAGCUUAGCCAACCAAACCCAGAUGACUUGGGAUAUAUAGAUUCUAUUUCAGUUGAGGAAAUUGGUGGUGUUAGGGUCACUGUUGUGAAGAAUGAAGAAGGUGGAAACUCUGUAUGCACUGUGGUUUUACGGGGAAGUACUGAAAGUAUACUAGAAGACCUUGAAAGAGCUAUAGAUGAUGGAGUGAACACCUAUAAGGCUAUGUGUAGGGACUGUCGUAUAAUUCCUGGAGCUGCAGCUACUGAAAUUGAGUUGGCUAGGAAACUAAAGGAAUUCUCAUUUAAAGAAACGGGUUUGGAUCAGUAUGCCAUUGCGAAAUUUGCUGAGAGCUUUGAGAUGGUACCUAAAACACUGGCUGAGAAUGCUGGUCUUAAUGCUAUGGAGAUCAUAUCAUCUCUGUAUGCUGAACAUGCAUCUGGAAAUAUCAAAGUGGGCAUUGACUUGGAUGGAGGUGUUUGUAAGGAUAUUUCAACCUUGAAUAUCUGGGACCUUUAUGUCACAAAGUAUUUUGCUCUCAAGUAUGCUGCUGAUGCUGCCAGCACUGUAUUGCGAGUGGAUCAGAUCAUAAUGGCAAAACCAGCAGGUGGUCCUAGGAGAGAUCAGCAGCCUGCAGGGGGUAUGGAUGAAGACUAGAUCUGCACAUGACGCAUCGGUCUUGUAUCAUUGUGGGCAGAACCUUAUACUUGAUUUGGCAUCUUUUUCUUUUCCUCUAGAUGCCAAGAAAUCCAGGCAUUAACAAUUUUGUUUACUGUUUAAGAAAUGUUAAGACCAUUGCUUUGUAUAUGCUACCCCCAAAUCCAACUUCAUGUGACGAUGAGUUGCGAUGGUGGUCUUUAAGUUGUCUCAGCGCUGUAGUUUCUACUGAAAGAUGCGUUUGCUCGAGUGGUUUAAGCCAGUUUUGGUGCUGGAUUAAUGAAAUUUGUUUUAGUGGUGCACUUGUAGUCUCGUGUAUGAAGAUGUUAUAAUGGUUUUAUGAUCUGCUGCUAUUUCAAGAUGUUUCGCUAUUUGAUGUA